Haplochromis burtoni (Burton's mouthbrooder) is the source of this 3204-nucleotide messenger RNA. RefSeq names its product phosphatase and actin regulator 3b (gene phactr3b). The transcript is spliced from 13 exons. Gene Ontology annotation, molecular function: actin binding. The record is from RefSeq and is a predicted model, not a curated record. NCBI's taxonomy places the organism in Eukaryota, Metazoa, Chordata, Actinopteri, Cichliformes, Cichlidae. The coding region runs from base 1121 to 2647 and encodes 508 amino acids. Gene Ontology annotation, biological process: actin cytoskeleton organization.
AACCCCUAACAUAGUGCUGCUCUUUUACCUUUUUUUGCGCGGGGGUCAUACGCUGCUUGCCUACCGUGGAUAUCAUUUUCCUCUGAUAAUCUUAUUGUGACCCGUAGCGUUCAGCAGCUAUCCUGUACCUAAUAUUGUUGUUCUUUCACUGCUAUGACUCUACAGAUGAACGACUCUUUGGGGACUUUAGGUGUAACAUUACUGGAAACGACCUCUCCCUGCUGACUGACUGUUUUUAUGUUAUCUGCAGCACUAAACUCAUGACAGAUCAUUUGUAGUGUAAGUGAUGAGGCUGUUGUAACAUUUCCAGGAGCUCUGUGUUUCCCAUCCUCAGCAGCCUCAUUAUGUGCACAGCUUUUCUCUAGGUUACUGUGCACACACUACAGAAUCUGACUUUCACCACUUGUUUUUUUUUCUUUGCUCCAAAACCCUCCACCAAACAAGUGUCCUGCAUUUGCAGAAAGCCAUGCUGACGCCCUUACCACUUAAAUAAAUAUUUUAGCAUUAGUUGUACAAAUGAAACAUGCAGCAUCUCCCUGACUUACAUUAUGCACACUUGCACGCUGAGACGCGAUUGGCUGCAGCUCAGCGUCUCUCCGUGUGGCAACAAGCCUUCCCCAUCCACCCAGCAACUCCCUAUUCCUCAUGCUGUGGUGAGUCUCUCUGCCUCUGAGGGCCCUUUCUGCAGCAUCCGACGUGGUAACCAUGGCAACGGAGCCUGACCCUGGGCAUGCUUACUACAGGCUUGACCUGGAUUUCUCUCUACAUGCCAGGCAGGAGCGCAUGACUUGGGCAACUGACCCGCUUCUCACAUUGAUUGGCUGUCGAGCAGUGAGAUCAGAGGCGACGAUACGCUGCUUGUUCAACGAAUCAAUGAACUCACUUGUGAUUGGCUUUGUGUCACUGGGUGUCUGAGUAAUGUGUUUGUAAUGUUAACACAUUUGGUAAUGCUGUUCUGGGAGACGAGACGGGUGCUUUGCCAGUUUUUCUAAGAUGAAGACUGGCUUUUCUUUCUUUUCUUUUUUUUUUUCUUUUUUUUUUUGAAUUAAUCUAAUGUGCCAGUAGGUUUAAUCGUUUUGGAUUGUGCACUAAUGCUUGGGGGGAAAAAAGACAUCUGAAGAUGAUUUCUAAUCCGUAUGUGAUGGACCAGCAGAGGGCUCUGCAUUCAGGUUGCCUGGUCUCAGGGGUCCGUACGCCUCCCGUUCGCCGCAACAGCAAGCUGGCCAGUCUGGGACGCAUCUUCAAGCCCUGGAAGUGGAGGAAAAAGAAAAACGAGAAGCUGAAGCCCACAGGAGCGGUGGAGAAGAAGGCAGCUGUACGGCAGAAGAGAGAUGACCUCGUCAGGAGGAACCCCGGGGAGACCGAGACAGAGUCAGAUCUUGCUUGUGGGGGUAACAGUGAGGACCUGGACACCCCCCCUCACUCUGACGGUGAGGACAGAGACGAGGAGCCGGUGGCACCGCUGGCCAACACUAAUGAAGACCUGGGCAGUGAUUUAGAAAGCUCAACAGUACAAGAUGUGACUGAAGUGGCAAAGACAGCAGGUGAUCAGAGUCAGAGUGAAGAUGGAGAAGAUGAAAGCACCUCAAUCAGUGACCCCAGCGAAGAGCAGAUGCAGGGCCAAGCCGAGGGUAUCGAGGGGAAGCAGGAGGCGGCGGUGACCAAGCCUCAGAGACGAGCCAGCACCCCUCCUCCACCCAGCCUGCCUGUCAAACUGCUCACCAGGCUGGGCAGCUUAGAAGGUGCUCCUCCAGUGCCGGUGAAGAAGUCCCCUGCCACCUUACCCAGGAACUUCACUCUGCCCAAAGACCCUCAUGGCUCUCUGUUGAGAGGCAGGAUCUCCACACCCACCGGGUCCCCUCACCUCGGGGCGCUGCACCCACAGCUGCCCCCCAGCUGCAUCAUUGAGGAGCUGCACCGCGCCCUGGCUACCAAACACAGACAGGACAGUUUUCAGAUGAAGGAGGCGCGCUCGUCUCCGAAACGCCGUCCGGAGGGCCGCCUGUCUCGCACGUCCAGCACAGAGAAGGACCCGGCCGGAGAGUCCGAGAGCAAGAAGGAGUCUGACGAGAACAAGGAGAACUGGCGUCUGGAUGAAUACUUGAGCGACCAGGACAGCUGGAACGAGUCUGUGAUCUCCGGGACCCUCCCACGCAGAAUGAAGAAGGAGCUGCUGGCUGUGAAGCUUCGGAACAGGCCCAGCAAGCAGGAGCUGGAGGACCGCAACAUCUUCCCCGUCCGCAGCGAUCAGGAGCGGCAAGAAAUCCGCCAACAGAUAGAGAUGAAGCUGGCCAAGAGACUGAGCCAGAGGCCGGCAGUGGAGGAGCUGGAGAGCCGGAACAUUUUGAAACAGAGAAAUGACCAGACUGAGCAGGAGGAGAGGAGGGAGAUCAAACAGCGGCUGAACAGAAAGUUGAACCAGCGGCCGACGGUAGAUGAGUUGCGGGACAGAAAGAUCCUAAUUCGUUUCAGCGACUAUGUGGAAGUGGCCAAAGCUCAGGACUAUGACAGGAGAGCCGACAAGCCCUGGACCAGACUGUCAGCUGCUGACAAGGCGGCGAUACGGAAGGAGCUGAACGAGUUCAAAAGCAACGAGAUGGAAGUUCAUUCUUCGAGCAAGCAUCUGACAAGGUUCCACCGGCCUUAGCAAGGUUUCUUCUGUGAAGAGUUGCUUAAAUCUGGUUCCGUCAGUGAAGACCUUGCACAAAGUCUUCCAUUGGCCUGCAGCCACUGGGUGUCCUGAUAUUUGGGUCCGUUGAACCUUUGGAGGCUAUGUCUCUAGAAAUGGAUCUGCCAGCAGAAGGACGGGGGGGCAUGCAGCAAGCUCCACUUCUGCUCAGAAGACCAUCUCCUUAACCCUCACUUCACCUUGUCAGCGGAGCAGGAAGAGCUGAGGUUGCGCAUUCGCCAUAAUAAACAAAGCAUUGACUUCUUUUUGUUUUUGUAAACGGACUCUUUUAAAAGACGCUUUUUUUUGACACGGGAGGGGGGGCACGUGCAUGUGACCGAGUCGACCAAUCCCACUCCAGUAUCAGUAGUCACAUCCCCGAGCUGUGUCGGAGUCUCGCUGAUUCAGUUGAUGAUGAUUUUCAUAUCGACAGUGUACAUGUUCUUAAACAGAAACCUUGUCUGUGUACAAGAUGAAAAUCCCUUUGUAAGCACUAUUUAUUGUCUGCACAAUACAGGCUUUCAAAUUUGUAAAAA